AAACACUGGCCUAGAAGAUCCCUGGUAGUAGAUAAGGUGUUAAGGGGAAAUGCCUGCCACUGGCUAAAACCCAUCACCAGCCACAACAGGCAAUGCUGGACUAAGCAGCUAAGUGAUCUGAGGUAGUAUAAGGCAUUUCUCUAUGUUCCUGUUCUUUUGGGCAGGGGGAGGAGGAAUAACCAGGCUUAGAGAAACUAUGCCUAAAAGUGUACUUUAGUCAACAGGGGCUCAGCCCUUGGAAAUGAGGACGGGGUGAGGAAGAUGCCAGCUUAAUGUAGUCCAAGCUUCAUUUCCUCUUUCUUGGUAUAUUUGUGCCCAAGACCAAAAGGAAGCAAUUAGGAGGCUGUUUGCUUUCUUUCCUUCUCGCAGACUGGGUUGGCUGAGGCGGCCUGCUUGCAGAGAGUUCCUUGCUGCUUACGUUCCCUGGCAGGUUGAGGACAACAAACCUGGGCCUCCACCAGGUUCUGACAUUCUGGUUUUCUGGUUUUCCUAUAUUGUCCUCCUCAUUUUGGUUCCCAGUAUGUUUUCUUAUUUACUUCUCAUAUUCCCCUCCACCCCCCUCAUGUCUGUGGAAAAGGCUCCUAGAAUUCCUUGCAUGUGAUUUAUAAAAUAAAGUGUCCCACCCUUCAGGCUUAUAAUGUAAAAGUCAUGACACCAAAAGAAAAAUGCUGGGGAGAGAAAACAAACAAAACAAAACCAAGUCCAGGCCAACUGUUCUGAAAAUCAUACAGGAGUCUCAAUUAUGACCAGCUGGUAUGGGAACAAGUCAGGGAUAGGAGGAGCUGGCUGGUCUCUCAGCAGAGUUGAUGGGAUGUCUCUGUUUCCUAUCUGUCUCUGUACUUUUAUGAUUCUUUACCCUUUAAUACAAAGUCUUUCACCUAAAUUACCUGUAAGUAUUAGUGUUGGUGUAGUUUAGAUAGGCCCUGAGGCUAAGAAAACAUAGGCUGUUUAAAGUUAUCUAGUCAGAAGAAGCAAGACUCUCAAAGGGACAGAUAAGAGCCAAGUUUCCAACCUCCUCAUGAUGUAUACGUUCAUUAUUCAGUGGAUGUUUAUCAGAUAGUCACUGACUCACAUUAAUAUUCAGUAUCUAAAAGAAGCAAAUUUGGGAUCAGCAAGAGAGAAAGGAGAAAGAGUUGUGAGCUGGCAGCUUGAAGCAUCUAGGGCUACAGAGGUCUCCUUGCUGGGGACCUGCUUGGUAGGGAUGCAUGUUACUUAUCUCCACUUAUAUGCUGCUUGUAUAAUAAGCCAGAAGCAUUUGGAAAACUGGGAAAAGUGGUGAUUAUAUAAAUAAUACAGAGGGACAGGCUUCAGAAGUGCCUUUUCCCCCACUACCCAGUCCCCACUUUUGUGGACAGUGACACUAUCUUUCCUUUCCUUCCAUGCUUCACUUCUUGGCUCUGUAUCCCCAACAUCUGGAGAUACUUUCUGGCAGAGGAAACCUGCCUUUUUUGUCCCAGCUGUGGGUGCUGGGCAUACAUAUGGUUAAUGGCAGCUGUGCUCACAGCUGAGGGAGGAGGGCUGGCGGCGUGCAGUGUCUGCCCCUUUCUUUCCCUUUCUGUCUCUCUCUCUCUCUCUCUCUGUUUUCCAGAAAGCCUAUUUCUGCUUGGCGCCUGAGAUCUGAAGACUAGAGGCGGAACUGCUGGGCUCUCCUCUCUGCUUUCUCACAGGGGUGGAUGUAUUUAUGUCGAAGGGGAUGCUGUAGAAGUCCAAAGGCAAAUACAAGCAGUGGCUGUGGCAGCCUAUCAUCCUGUCCCCAAGGACACAACGCCAUGAAGGGACCAUUGGCACACAGUACUUUUUGGCUUAUCUGCCUACUAUUCCAGGCUUAUGGAAAUGAGAGAGAAGCAGAAGAGAGGCCUGGAAUGCCCACACGACCACCACUCUGGGAUCAUACUUCCAGAGCUGAAUAUGGCUAUCAGAGACACAGCAGGCAGCCAGGAAGGUCGGAGUGUGUUCGCUGCUGUGAUCCUCCUGCAGUACAUCCCAUGUAUUAUCCCUUGCCUCAGAUCAACAUGACCAUCCUGAAAGGUGAGAAAGGGGACCGUGGUGAUCGUGGCUUCCAAGGGAAGUCGGGAAAGGCCGGUUCAGCAGGCAAGAAGGGUGAGAUGGGCUUCAAGGGGCAAAAGGGCAGCAUGGGAUCACCAGGAGAGCGAUACAAGACCAACUACGCUGCCUUUUCGGUGGGUCGGCGGAAACCUCUGCAUAGCAAUGACUACUACCAGAUACUCGUCUUUGACACUGAGUUUGUGAACCUCUAUGGCCACUUCAAUAUGUUUAUGGGCAAGUUCUACUGCUACGUCCCUGGCAUAUAUUUCUUCAGUCUCAAUGUACACACCUGGAACCAGAAGGAGACCUAUCUUCACAUCAUGCACAACACAAAUGAAGCAGCCAUCUUGUAUGCACAGGCUAGUGACCGAAGCAUCAUGCAGAGCCAGAGCCUCAUGAUGGAGCUGCAGGACCAGGAUGAAAUCUGGGUACGGCUCUUCAAGGGUGAACGUGACAAUGCCGUUUUCAGUGACGAAUUUGACACUUACGUCACCUUCAGUGGAUAUCUAGUUAAACCUAGCUCAGAGCCUUGAAUCUGCUAGCAGCUGGACAGUUUGUUCCUAGCAGCUUUAGCUUGUCCCCUUUUCUACUGAUUUCUAGCACUACUCGCUGCCAGGAGCCACUCCCUUGCACUGGAAGUACCCACAGAACUUGGAUCUUGAGGUACUUCAAACUAGGAUCUCUCUUUUGAUAAACAUGGCUUUUCUUCUACAUCAGCCUUACCUGGUGCUCUCCUAAUGUGAUGGACUAGAACUUCCAAGAUGCCAAUAUUGUACGGUUACAAUUCUCAAUCUGGUUAUGAUUGAGACUUUUGGGAGAUGUACUCCAACACAUCUGGAGGAUCCCAAAUUGGAGAUUCUUGACUUCUGGGCGUUUAUGCCAACUUGAACUUAUUGAUCAAACUCUCAUAUCUUCCUAGAUUAUAACUUAAUGUUCGUCCUGGUAGGCCUGCCAUAACCUGGAAGUCUCUCUGUUGUACUAGGAUACACAUCCAUUAUCUCUCUGAUUUCAGGUUGAUCCAUUCCCCAACACUGAACUUCACAUGUCCUGGUAGAAUCCCCUCCCUCACAGCUAUGAAAUUGCACUACUUCUAAUUCAUGCCCAUACUGACCUUAACCUCCAGCAUCCAUUUGUACUCAUUUCCAAAUCUUCUCCAAAGUGCUUGACAAGUCCCUGGGGGAUAGAGCUAGAUUUCUUAACCCCCAUUUCAACAGUCAGAUUAUCUUUUCUAUGUAUAUGAUUUAAACACCCUUUUCUGCCAUUGACCUCUGACCUUCAGGUGCUUUCAUUUAACCUUUUAAGUCUUUGAGUUCUCUGCAAUGCAUCUAAGCCUUCUUCUGCCCCCAAGGAUGGACCUUCCCAGAUAUUUAUUACCAUUGUUUAUUGCCUCUAUGCCCUAGCUGGACAUUAUGUUAAUACCCCCUAAUAAUAAAAAGCCUAUUAUUAUUCAGUAGAACAUUAGUUGAUAAAACUACGCCUUUUCUUUCUUUGGGAGAUAUGGUCUUGUUAACUGACCAUUUCAUUCAGGUCUUGUUUAUCUGCUUCUGAUGGGGAUGCAUAACGCUAAAGCACUGGUUCCACAAAGCACUCCUUCCUUCCUUCUAGCUGCCACCCUCAUUUUCUGGCAGUGCUUUCUGCCAUGACAGAAGUAAUGAAAGCCCAGUGUUGCACUGAAUACAGGCUUCUUGGUAUCAAAAUCCUUUUUGCUGGACAGGGAUGUCUUGUAGCGUUUACUAUCUCUCUCGUAGAAGAGAAGCUUGCCAAGUCUCUAGUACAGGGAGCAAAAGAAAAUAAUUCUGGUCUUAGGCUUGUGGAUUCCACUAUUAUCUUUUGGCUGGAGGAGCUGAAUAAAUAUAAUAUCAAUAAUAUCAAUAUCUUUAUCCUGAGGUAUUCCAUUGGAAUCAAAUGCCCUGUGAGAUUUGGGCUGGUGUCUUCCACUACAAGGAUUCCUACUAAGUCCAGAAGCUGUACUGAGCCUCAGAUUCUUGCCCUGACUUAGAGAUUCCUCCAAUCAGCUUUGUGCAAAAACAUUAUUUACAAAGUAAAUAGCUAGCGUGGGAUCAGGGCCCUGAAGUGGAGUGAGGGAGGCUUUAGCUCCCUGCCCCAUGUAUUCAUGAUCUGAAUCAAGACCCAAGUAGGUAUUCUUUAUAUGGAAGGACAGCUUCCAUUGUUUGCAAGCAGGGAAAGGGCAUGUUCUCUACGCAACAGGAAGCAAUUACGCCUUGCAUGCAUCCUACCUUUGACCUGCUUGACAAGAUCUGCUAAUCAGAGCUUGGGUUUGAGGGAAUGAAGAUAAUGCUUGUCCAGCAUUCUGCCUCUGCAUUAAACAGAAGCUAUUAGGGAUCACUAACUGGGCUUUUGGCAAAUCUUUCCUUUUGUUCUGCCUCUGUGAAGACUGAGGGAAGUUGGUUCAGUCCACAGAGAUCGCUGGCAGUGGACACAAUCUAGGUUGCUUUGUCAGUGAUGUGGUCAAUGGCUGGGAUCUGUCCAAUUCCUCUUGGUUAUUUUAGGCUGUUGUAGGCAUGUUCUCUCUCCUACAGUUGUUGGGCACUGCCCACCGUGGUCAUUUUGACUUGGGUUGCAGGAAAGAUUGAAUUCCUGGCUUCUGCAGAGGUAUCUGACUGUGUAAUACCUUUUUAAAGUGCUUGUUGGGUCUUACACAGGCUUUUGCUAUAUAUGGGUUUAGCACUCUUAAGAGAGUAUGUUAGUCCCCUGCUGCACAGAAGGUCAAUUUAAUUACAAGUUUUCUGUUGCUGCUGGGUCAUUGCAGACCCUGUGUGUGGUGUGGAGAGGCAGGAAUCUCCAGCAGUUUCCCACUUUCCAGCUAAUGAUCAUGACAAUUGUGAUGACAAUAAUGGUGGUGGCAUUGAAUCUUUCCCCAGUUUGGGGGCUGGGGGGGGUGGGGAGUAGAAGUUAAUUCUUGUUUUUCCUUUUGUUUGGGAGUCCUAGCAUAGGACUUCAAGGUGGUCAUGGAUGGAUCAGGUUUGCUUUCAACCUACUGGCUCAGAAAUGCGAUUGGCUGCUCGUAUGACUGGGAAUGUGCAGCAAGAACCACACAUUCUUAAGUCCAUGUGCCAAGGAUUGGGGUAGGUGAACUAGGACCACAGUGACUGUGAAUGAUCCAGAGUUGCUGAGGAGAGGGAGAUGUUGCUAGGGGGCAGCUAGAUAUUCACAUUCUCAUAGGUCACUCUUGUCCUUUCUCCUCUGCCACUCUAAUUUGCAGAGAAUGCUUGAUGGCAUAAAAGCACUACAGACCCCUUUCCAGGUGGAAGCUCCUUUAUACAAGCACGAGCCAGAACGUUUCUCUUUUCUUGUGGAAUUUUUAUGCCUUAACUGUUUAGCUUCCCUGUCUGUCUUAUGUAACUCUCACAUGCACAAGCUUCCCGUCUUCUGCUGCUUGCAAUUUUUUCUCAGGCAGUGCUACAGUUUCCACAGAUGCUACCCACCCCAAAAUAUUAUCCACUCUCCUUCCUCCUUCUCUGUUCUUUUGCAGUGAAUUCAUUCCCCCAUCUGCAGUCCCCAGUCUUCUCUCUGAGUAUGAUGUUACAGACACCUAUCUUCAGAAGUAGCCCAACCUAUAAAGCCUUUCUGCUGGCUCAAGGACAGGGAGAGUACAAUAUGCCCUAAGAUACAACACACUGUAUUUUAAAAUAACCCAGGCUCAGCUUUACUUGUGCCUUCAUCCAGUCUCCAUUCAACCAGACCACUCAACUCAGCUCUUUUGGGCACUCAUAUUGAAGGAUAGUUUUAGAAAUUGGGAGUGGGAAGACCUGGGGAAUCCUGGGGGACACUGUGGCAAGUAAUGUGUAAUGGCAGAAGUGUAAUGGCUGAGAUGAUGUAGGGCAGUGUUGUCCAAACUUGGCCACUUUAAGAUGA
Molecule: messenger RNA, 5922 nt
Organism: Python bivittatus (Burmese python)
Lineage: Eukaryota; Metazoa; Chordata; Lepidosauria; Squamata; Pythonidae
Gene: C1QTNF1
Product: C1q and TNF related 1
Molecular function (GO): protein binding
Source: RefSeq, a predicted model, not a curated record